This is a messenger RNA of Panicum virgatum (switchgrass), 1711 nucleotides long. RefSeq names its product E3 ubiquitin-protein ligase ATL6-like. The record is from RefSeq and is a predicted model, not a curated record. Bases 637 to 1248 code for a protein of 203 amino acids. Lineage: Eukaryota; Viridiplantae; Streptophyta; Magnoliopsida; Poales; Poaceae. The transcript has a single exon.
CACCGACAGUAUUGCCAACUUUCAAUUCUCUCCGGAAUUUCAUUUCCACGACUACUUCAACCACAACUCCCUCCAUCCUUGGGCAUACGGCGAGUGAAAAUAACCUCUAGUUGACUUGCCGUAUCCCGACAAGAAAAUAAUAGCAUUUUUCUCAUCUCUUGGUGAAUGAGGAGCCCCAGAAAUGAAAAUACUAAACAAAAUGCAGCAGGCUCUACCAUGAUUAGUUCAGUCGUAGCAAGCACGGUGCAAUGAGCAUCCAGAGCCAACGUUGCAACAUGUCCCAAACCACAAGAGCCUAAACCAUUUUGGCAUUAUUUAGCAACGUCAUCGCCAUUUUGCCCAACCCCAAGAGCCAAAGCUACCUCCCCCGCUUCUACCUUCUUAUAGUCCCCUCCUCUGUUCCGUCACACCGCCUUCCCCCUUCCUCUCUGGCAUUUCUUUGCUUUCUUCUCCAUCUUUGCCUCAUAUCUCAUUUGCGAUUCUUUUGCUCGGAGAAAUUUUGGAACUUGCGAUCUUUUCUUGCCGAUCUUUUCUUCAAAAGCGCGGUCUCAUUAGGUUUUUGUGGUUUAUGCACACCAUUGGCAGUUACUCUCUGCUGUUCGGGCUGUCCAGAACCAUCUCGCCGGCACACAAGCCAUGUCCACGCUCGGGUUCGGCAGCCUUAGCCCGUCGGCCGCGCCGCCGGCGCCGGCGGUGGAGGAUACGAGCAGACACUGGGCUCCGCACGGCGCGGCGCUGACGGCCUUCGUCGUGGGCGUCAACGUGCUCGUGAUCGCCCUCAUCUUCUUUUUCUUCUGCCGGUUCUUCUCCGGGAAAGGUGAGGACGAUUCCGCAUCAGACGGCGCCGAGGACGGCGACGGCGACGGCUCGCUGCCCGUGGCCUCCCCGUGGGCGUCCCGCCGCCGGCGCCGGCGCGAGGCCCCCCGCGCCGCGCGGCCCCUGGAGGACGUGGCGUCGGCCCUGCCCGUGUACGUGUACUCCAGCAGCGCCGACGACGCCGACGGGGGAGGGAAGUCGAAGGCCCCCGAGUGCGCGGUGUGCAUCGUGGAGCUCCGCGACGGCGACUCCGCCCGCCGCCUCCCGCGGUGCGGGCACCGGUUCCACGCCGACUGCGUCGGCUCGUGGCUGCGGUUCCACGCCACGUGCCCGCUCUGCCGCGCCAGCGUCGUGCCUCCCGCGGCCGGCGGCGAGGCCACCACGAACGCCAAGGACGACUACGCCGGCGGCGGCGCGGACUGUCCCGUGUGAGGCGCGGCGCUCCGGCUCCGCGCUCCGAGCGACGCCGAGGCGAGGUCAGAUCGAGCUCGAGCGAGCAAGCGGCGCACGUAAACGGCGGAUGGGGACAGCAUCUUUCGGCGUCGGCGUCCUUGUCUGUAGCAGCUUGCUGCUGAGUGCAUGACGGCCAGCUGGGAAAGGUUGGUGAGCCGAUCUGUUCUUCUCGUCCUGCUGUGUGAUGAAUUGUCAGGUAUAUUUUUGCAUGGUCUUGGGAUUAGAUACAUCGAGUCAUAUAAAUAUCUUGUGAUCGAUUGGAGUCUUCUUCACUUAAGAACGAGAGGUGGUAAUGGGCAUUGCGAUGAUGUAUUAUGUAGUAAUGUUUGUGAGCAUCUGCGUUCGUACUGUAUUUCACAACAAAUAAAAUGUAUUGUCUGUAUAGUUAGUUAGUUGGAUCUUGUGAGAUGAUAUACAUGGUGGAUAAAUUUUAAGUUUCUAA